This is a messenger RNA of Rana temporaria (common frog), 2847 nucleotides long. RefSeq names its product potassium two pore domain channel subfamily K member 10 (gene KCNK10). Lineage: Eukaryota; Metazoa; Chordata; Amphibia; Anura; Ranidae. The record is from RefSeq and is a predicted model, not a curated record. Gene Ontology annotation, cellular component: membrane. Gene Ontology annotation, molecular function: potassium ion leak channel activity. Gene Ontology annotation, biological process: stabilization of membrane potential; potassium ion transmembrane transport. The coding region runs from base 90 to 1568 and encodes 492 amino acids. The transcript is spliced from 6 exons.
CGCCCGCUCCUCUGCCGGUGCCCCCUCCUGAUCCCAAGCCCAACGGGCACCACCCCACCCCCACCCCGACCCCCACAUCGACCCCCCGCAUGUCGGUGUGCUCCCGGACGACUGUGGUCACGAUGGACAGUACCUCCAGAGGUCUCCACUCGGUCAUGAAGUGGAAGACAGUCUUGGCAAUCUUCGUGGUGGUGGUGGUGUAUCUGGUGAGCGGCGGACUCGUCUUCCGGGCUCUAGAACAGCCAUUCGAAAGCAGCCAAAAAAGUACGAUAGCCCAAGAGAAGGCGGAUUUCCUGCAGAGGCAUUCCUGUGUGACUCAGCUAGAGCUCGACGCUUUGAUUAAGAAAGCCAUCGAUGCAGACAACGCCGGGGUGAAUCCGAUCGGAAACUACUCCAACAGCAGCAGCCACUGGGACCUGGGCAGCGCCUUCUUCUUUGCGGGCACCGUCAUCACCACUAUAGGUUAUGGGAACAUUGCACCGAGCACAGAAGGAGGAAAGAUCUUUUGUAUCCUCUAUGCGAUAUUUGGAAUCCCACUCUUUGGCUUCCUAUUGGCUGGAAUCGGUGAUCAGCUUGGUACCAUCUUUGGGAAGAGCAUUGCAAGAGUCGAGAAGGUUUUCAGGAAGAAGCAGGUGAGUCAGACCAAGAUCCGGGUCAUCUCCACCAUCUUGUUCAUCGUGGCCGGGUGUCUGGUGUUUGUGACCAUCCCCGCGGUCAUCUUCAAGCAGAUCGAGGGCUGGACGGAGCUGGAGUCCAUCUACUUCGUGGUGGUCACCCUCACCACGGUCGGAUUUGGGGACUAUGUGGCAGGAGGAAACACGGACAUCCUGUAUCGGGAGUGGUAUAAACCCAUGGUGUGGUUUUGGAUCUUGGUCGGCUUGGCGUACUUCGCCGCAGUCCUGAGUAUGAUCGGAGACUGGCUUCGUGUGAUAUCCAAGAAGACCAAAGAAGAGGUUGGAGAAAUUAAGGCUCACGCCGCAGAGUGGAAAGCUAACGUGACCGCAGAAUUCAGGGAGACCCGCAGGCGGCUGAGCGUAGAGAUCCACGACAAACUCCAGAGAGCAGCCACCAUAAGAAGCAUGGAGCGCCGGAGACUCGGGCUAGACCAGAGAGCUCACUCCCUUGACAUGCUUUCUCCAGAGAAGCGCUCAGUCUUUGCCGAAUUAGAAAAUGGGCGUUUCAAGGCCUCAUCCCAAGAGAGCAUUAACAACAAGCCUAACAACCUCCGACUCAAGGGGGUAGAGCAGUUCAACGCUUUACACGCUCAAGGCCUUUCGGAGGACAACAUCGUCAACAGGUUUGGCUCGAACUCUUCCAAGCUGACCAAGAGGAAAAACAAGGACCUGAAGAAAAGCCUGCCAGAGGACGUACGGAAAAUAUACGAGAACUUCCGAAAGUAUUCUGUAGACGAAGAGAAAAAGGAGGACGACCCAGACCGGCUAUCCACCUCGGACACGGCGACGCUCUCCGACUUCAUUCAACACUCGAUCAUCGAGAACGGCUCAGUACCUUGUGAAACCAAAGACGAGGAGCACGAGAACAAAGCAUUACUUGAAGAACGCAACUAACGGGGCACAUUUAAGGAUGAUCGCUCUGUCAUGGCACGACAAAGCUGUGGGCUGCAGUUUGGGAGUGACUGUGAACUUCUCUUCACCAUUCUGGAGCCCAAAGUUGGUCGGCACGUUGACAAAGCAGUGACCUUAGACCCCUUCUGUGCUGUAGGGGGUCAGCCGUCCAUUCUCUUGCCUGCUCCUCCAGCACAGAAGGGGUUAACCCAUCCCCCCCGAUGUAAAAACUUUUGUUCACGAAAAAAAAAAUCCGACAACAAUCGGUUACAUUAAAGGAGUUCUUGAGACAUGUGCCUUAUGCGGAUUUUUUCAAUUACUUGGAGCUCUGUAAACUGCAUCGGUGGAAAUAUACUGUGCCAUAACUGACUGCCAAAAAAAAAAAAAUAACUACAUAAAAACCUACAAAAAUGAAACAAGGGAUCGACGACUGGAAUGAUCACUUCGUAUGUGAACCUCAGAAGAUAGCAGUGUGGUCGGGAAUAUUAAAGGAAAUAUUUAAAUGCCGACGCGUUUCACACUUUAAUUCAAAGACAGUAGGUGGGGGUCUUCUGGGCUAAUAGGAAGUAACACAUAUAUGCAUUUUUUUUUUGCGGCACAUGGGUAGAAUAAGGAACACACAAAGACAAUGUAUCUCAUCUUUCUAACCUCCAGAUUUGGGCCGGGUUCUGUCCCGGGCCAUAAUAACAUCAGCAGCACACAUCCAGAAUCAAUUCGCCAUCAGCUUUUUACCAGAAAAUGAGCACUGUGGCAGUUACCAUUACCAAUGAAAAUACCACAAACUGUGACAGCGCUACAAUUUAGCUGUAGGCUGCGGUGUGUCAAUGCCCCCGCCCCCUGCGGUGAAAUGGAAAGAUGUCCGUUUUAAAGAGAAAACAAGCGUUGACCGUGGUUCCUAUUUUUUUUUUUUAUAUCUUACAGACACUUUAUAUUUUCGGGAAGAAAUUCCAGCUCUCAGUGCUGUAUAAGAUGGCAGCAGAGGAGCGGCUUGCAUGUGGUUCAAGGUCGCCCCGUGCCUGAUAGGGCUGGAAUAGACCCGCGGCAUAGUGACAAUGGAGACAUUUAUGUACGAUUCUCAGGGCUUUGUGUCCCUUCUGCAAAAGGAUUGGACGGGCACCGUACUUAAUCAACCCCAAAAAAAAAAACACUCUCGAAGUUUGAAAGUGCGCCAAGGUCAAAUGAAGGAGAGGGGGUGUGGAGGAGGGAAUGAUUCAAGUGCUCACCGCUUUGUGCCAUUUUAUUUUGUAACUUUUUUCAAAGUAUUUUAAAGUUUUUUGAUUUA